Hibiscus syriacus is the source of this 1092-nucleotide messenger RNA. RefSeq lists its product as uncharacterized. NCBI's taxonomy places the organism in Eukaryota, Viridiplantae, Streptophyta, Magnoliopsida, Malvales, Malvaceae. The coding region runs from base 17 to 916 and encodes 299 amino acids. The transcript has 8 exons. The record is from RefSeq and is a predicted model, not a curated record.
CGGCCUACAGUUCCCCAUGACCAGUUCGCUAUCUCGAUCUGUACCCCUGUCAAUUCCAUCAACGCGCUCUCACAUUCGUGCUUUUACCUUACGCCCCACCGUGUCUGUCCCGAUCGCUUUCUCGACUUCAACCUCUCCUACUAUCCACCGUAGAUACCUCCGGAUACCUUCUCCGAUAAUGAACUCCAACACGAAACUCGCCGCGACUCAACUGGAGCAACUCGACGAGUUAUCCGAUUUCGAAAAGCUUCUCUCACCGAGUGGUCACAUCUCUAUCUGCGGCUUCGGUUCCCUCCUCUCUGAAAGGAGCGCGCGGAGUACGUUCCCAAAUCUAUUAAACUUCAGAGUAGCGAAAUUGAAAGGAUUUAGGCGUGUCUUCGCUCACGUCGCUCCAAUUUUCUUUGACCGUGGCAUCGCCAAGCCAGAAACUAAGGAGAUAUCAAGCUUAAGUGUAGAACCUUGUGAAGGAGAGACUCUAAUCGUUACUGUUUUUGAGAUUAAAAAAUCAGAGAUUCCAGCUUUCAUUGAAAGAGAACUCGAGUUCCGUUUUCUAGCUGUCUUGCCUGAAACACUUGAUGGAGAGCCGUUUGCCAAUCCAGCCGUUCUUUGUGGCCGUUACAGUGAUGAGGAAUUCUUUCAAAUUAGAUGCAAAGGAAGAAAGGACAUUUAUUUCCAGCAUUAUGGUCGUUGCAAUAUCGAGAAGAUUUGGCGAGAUGAUAUCUUGCCAUGCCGUGUAUAUCUUCGACACUGUGUAUUGGCAGCUAAGAAUCUAGGUGAUAUUGCUUACAACAACUUUCUGGAUCAUACUUUCCUCGGAGACCGAACGACCACCAUCCGGACGUAUUUGUCGACUACGGGUUCCGGGAUCAUGGAAGAGGAGCCUCCAGAAUCUCUGAAGUCUCGCUACGGCGGCUGAUAUUAUAGGCAAAUUGACAGGUUAUCCUCUUGAUGUUUCUAUUGUUAACCAUAUUUCGAGGUCUGGUUGAUAGAGGAGCCAAAACGAGAAUGGUUGCCAUUUUCAACUGGCCUAAAGAGACAGCUUGGAGGGUUUAUCUCAAGAAUUUUAAUUUUCAAAUAAAAACACCAUUAUUG